Messenger RNA from Gekko japonicus, 3977 nucleotides. RefSeq names its product nuclear transcription factor, X-box binding 1 (gene NFX1). Gene Ontology annotation, biological process: negative regulation of transcription by RNA polymerase II. NCBI's taxonomy places the organism in Eukaryota, Metazoa, Chordata, Lepidosauria, Squamata, Gekkonidae. The record is from RefSeq and is a predicted model, not a curated record. The coding region runs from base 57 to 3371 and encodes 1104 amino acids. Gene Ontology annotation, molecular function: RNA polymerase II transcription regulatory region sequence-specific DNA binding; DNA-binding transcription factor activity, RNA polymerase II-specific; zinc ion binding. The transcript is spliced from 25 exons. Gene Ontology annotation, cellular component: nucleus.
GCAGCAGCACCUGUCAUCUGGAGGGGUAGCCACCCUCAACCCUGCCCAACUCAAGGAUGUGUACAGGUGCCUUAAAUCCUGAUGCAACUGAUUUCAUUCCAAGGGAAAGACAGACUUGCAGUCUCAACUGGAAAAGUCAGUCCGGGUGGGACUUGGAUCAGGACCCACGCAGGAACAGUACACCCCCUCCUGUCCAGCCCAGGCACAGUAAACACGAUGGCUGCUCUGCAGAUCAGCGUAACUUUUACAGUCCAGAGAAACAGCAUAGAUGUCAGCCAGACUCUUUGCUGUUUGGCAGUGUGGGCAAAACAAAAAGCCGCAAUUUUCAAAGUCAGCGAUGGCAGAGGUCAAGGAAUGACCGAGCACAUGGCAAAAAUCAGGUCAAACAAACAGCUGCCAGUGGUUUAGAAGACCCUGCAUGUUUAGAUAGUAGGCUGAUACCAGGACGAAGAAUGAAUCCUAGAGAAUACAGCGAUUUCUCUUCAGACAGUGAAAAGGAAACUGCAGAUAACAGAGGAGCAAAGCCAAAGAAGACAUACUUGAUGCAUUCACGUGGAAGAGGGUUGAAAGAAAAGGAGAAGCAUCUGUCUGCACAGGGUAAAAGAAUACCGUCCAAGUGGAAGGAUGAAGCCUAUGAAAACAUACCAGCGGUAGAUCUGACUCAGUCAGAUUCUUCUGAACCAUCCUUUGGGAAAGCAGUGUCAGAUGGCUUUUCUGACAACAGCAUUGUGCGGAGAAGGUAUCCUUUUGCAAACAAAUGCAGGGAACCUGUGCAGAACAAAGAGCCCAGCAAAAGGCAAGAUGUGUCGAGGAGCAGGAAUGCAAAGCCCAUUAAGAACGCAUCCCUUCCCCACCCUCCUAAUGAGCACAAAAGUGAGAAGAGAAAAAAAUCGUUACUGCGUGAAAGGGGGCCAGACUUGGUGAGUGUGCCGCAGACUCAGCCUUCGUGUGAAGCAGCUGUACCGGGUGGAAGAAAACCCCACCUUCAAGAGGGGUAUAAAAGCAGGCGCUGGAAGAAGCAAAGCGAUGCACCAAAGAGCAAGGAAACACAUACAGGGUCUCUAAUAGAGCAGCUGACCUCGGAGAAGUACGAAUGCAUGGUGUGUUGCGAAGUGAUCCGGGUGGUGGCCCCAGUCUGGAGCUGUCAGAACUGCUAUCACGUGUUCCACUUGAGCUGCAUUAAGAAAUGGGCAAGAUCACCAGCAGCACAGGCUGAAGAUGGCAACAGUGGUUGGCGUUGCCCAGCUUGUCAGAAUGUGUCCUCGCACGUGCCUGGUGCCUACACCUGCUUCUGUGGUCGGGUUAGAAACCCUGAGUGGAACAGAAAUGAAAUUCCACACAGUUGUGGAGAACUCUGUAGAAAAAGAAGAUCAGCUCAAGAUUGCCCACAUUUAUGUAAUAUCCUCUGUCAUCCAGGACCUUGCCCAUCAUGUCCUGCUUUUAUGACCAAAAAAUGUGAAUGCCAACGCACAAGCCAUUCGGUUCGAUGUGGGCAUUCUACAGCAAUUCAGUGUACCAAUAUAUGUGGAAAUAUUUUGAAUUGUGGGAAACAUAACUGUACCCAGAUAUGCCAUUCAGGAAAAUGCCAGCCUUGCAAAUUGACUAUAAAGCAAGUCUGCUACUGUCAGAGCACCUCUCAAGAAGUCUUAUGUGGAGCAAGCGAGGAACGAUUCUCCUGUCUCCGAACCUGUGGCAAAAAACUCUCUUGUGGAAUGCACAACUGUGCACAAGUGUGCCACCCCCAGUCUUGCCAGCCUUGCCCACGGCUUCCGGAACUUGUGCACUGCUGCCCUUGUGGGCAAACUCCUCUUAGCAAACUGUUAGACCUGGGGUGUAUGGAACGUAAACUCUGCACGGAUCCCAUCCCAUCUUGUGGAGGAACAUGUAGCAAGCCUCUGCCUUGCAGUCGCUACGAUGCUGUUCAUACAUGUGAAAACCUCUGCCAUGAAGGAGAAUGUGGGUUAUGUUCUCGCACAUCAAAGAUUUACUGCAGGUGUGCCUUAAAAACAAAGGAAGUUCCCUGUGCCAGUCUCAAAACCCAAGCUGAAGAUACGUUUUUGUGUGACAGGCGAUGCAACAAGAAACUGUCAUGUGGACGACAUAAAUGUAGUGAAAUGUGCUGUGUGGAUAAGGAGCACAAAUGUUCUUUACUAUGUGGACGCAAGCUCAACUGUGGCAUUCAUAGAUGUGAAGAACCGUGCCACCGCGGAAAUUGUCAGAAAUGCUGGCAGACGAGUUUUGAGGAAUUAACUUGUUAUUGUGGUGAAUCUGUGAUUUACCCUCCAAUACCUUGCGGUACUCGACCACCUGAAUGUAAAAGUUCAUGUACCAGACCUCAUGAAUGUGAUCAUCCAGUAUAUCAUUCCUGUCACACGGAAGAGAAGUGUCCACCAUGUACAUACCUUGUUCAGAAAUGGUGUAUGGGAAGGCAUGAAUUGCGCAACAAUAUUCCUUGUUACCUCACUGACAUCUCCUGCGGCCUUCCCUGUGAUCGAAUGUUGAAAUGUGGCAUGCACAAAUGCAAAAGGAUCUGCCACAAGGGGGAGUGCCUCAUUGAUGAAGAGUGCAGGCAGCCGUGUACAAUCCCAAGGCUUCACUGCAAUCACCCGUGUAUGUCGCCCUGCCAUCCCUCUUUACCUUGUCCUACCACAUCUUGCAGUACAAAGGUUGAACUUCAGUGUGACUGUGGAAGAAGAAAGGAGACUAUGGUUUGUUCAGAAGCAUCCAGUACAUAUCAAAGAAUAGCUGCAAUUUCCAUAGCUUCUAAGUUAACAGAUCCACAUCUUGGAGAUUCAGUGGAGAUUAGCAGAUUGAUUACCAAAAAAGAAAUGAAGCAAACCAGGUUGCAGUGUGAUGAAGAAUGUUUGGCACUUGAAAGGAACCGGCGGUUUGCUGAGGCCCUCCAUAUUGAUGACAGUUCUGACCCUUUUAAUGUUCGUUCCUCUGCACCCAAGUACAGUGAUAUCUUGAAAGAGGAUGGGAGAAAGGAUUUAAAGUUUCUCAGUGAAACUGAGAAAGAAAUGAAAGCCCUUGUAGAAGCUGUAAAUAAGAGCAAGCAUACAAAGAAGAGUCACUGCUUCCCACCCAUGAACAGAGAACACCGCAGAAUCAUCCAUGAGCUCGCUCAGGCUUACGGCAUUGAGAGUGUGAGCUAUGAUAACGAACCAAAGCGCAAUGUUGUUAUCAGUGCGGUGAAAGGGAAAUCAGUUUGUCCUGCAGUUACUCUGACAUCUCUGCUUACCAAGGAGAGGCAGACCAGACCCCCACCACCUAUUCCUCAUCACAAACAGUCAGAAAAGCAUGGGAAUAACAAUCUGGAGCACAGCUUCAAAGAAGAGCCUGUGAUUGAUUACUUUGAUGUACAAGACUGAAGUAAUUAAUUAUGCUUUCAAAGAGUGGAAAUGCAGCCGCUGGUGUGGUCAGGACCAUUUUCAUCAAAGUGCAUUCUGCUGAGUUGAAUUCUAAUUUCAUCAUGGAAACAAAGGAUGAAAACAUGUCGGCCAGCAAAAUUUAACCAUUGUAACAACAACAGAAAUCUUGUAAUCUGUUUUGUGUUUUGGGUAGAACAGCCCGUUUGCCAGUGGGACACAGCGAGAGUUACAUGAACAUCCAUAACUGCUAGAAAAAUAACAUUAAUAACUUUCAGUCGAUACAAAUCAGGUAAAUGAAUUAUUUUUUAAGGGAGUGGGGUGAAGAUUUAUGUGGACAGCCCCCCGCUGAAGACCAGCUUUCAAAGUCGUUGCCUCCCAGCAGCUUCAUCCUCAUUCCGCUUUGUCCACGACACCGUCACAUCUUGGGUUUUGCCGACACUUUCAAAUACUGAGUUGCUCCUGCCGCAAAUCCUCCUUCCUUUGGCAAUGCUAAAAAGACUAUUCUUUUUGUCAUUUUCAGAGUUUUGUGACUCAUGAAAAGCCACAGGAACCCCAACCAGGGGGGAGAAACAAGGAACGUCUUCAUAUCUUCGAUGGCUGUCAUGA